AUGUCAUCCACUCCGACUUUAUUUGAUAAUCAAUUUUUACAAGAAUAUUUCAAUCUAAGUCAUCUACGCGUUAUACCAUGGAUACGCGAUCCCAAUGGUCUACACCAUCCAUUCGUAUUCGAAUUCGAAUUGAAAUUCUUCGAUAGAACCUAUGCUCAUAAUAUCUAUGCAUGGAUGAAUCAAUGGUGGUGGUUAAGUAUUGUUUAUUCAAUAAUUUAUGUUAUAUUAAUUUAUUAUGGCCGUUCAUUGAUGGAAUCUCGUGAACGUUUUCAACUUCGUCUACCAUUGAUCUUAUGGAAUUUAGGUUUAGCUAUAUUUAGUAUAUUUGGUAUGGCUCGUUGUUUACCAGAGAUGGUUUAUAGUCUAAGUCGAGAAGGUUUACAAUAUACAAUUUGUGACCGAAGCAAUAUUUACGGUAUAACUGGCUACUGGAUAACAAUCUUUUGCAUAUCGAAGGUUCCUGAAUUGAUCGAUACAUUAUUCAUUGUGUUAAGAAAACAAAAAUUAAUCUUCCUUCAUUGGUUUCACCAUGCUACCGUCUUAGUUUAUGCAUGGUAUAGUUAUCAUGAUUGGACCGCUAGUGGACGUUGGUUUGUAUUCAUGAAUUACACCGUUCAUGCAAUGAUGUAUUCCUAUUAUGCAGCUCGCGCUAUGCAAUACCGGAUCCCAAAAUGGGUUCAAAUAACAGUAACUAUUUUUCAAUUAUCACAAAUGGUUGUUGGUUGUUUUGUUAAUUAUAAAGCAUAUAUCUAUAAAGAAGCUGGUGCAACAUGUAAAGUCGCGUAUUCGAAUAUAUUUUGGUCAUUUGUUAUAAAUCAAACAGUGUUAAAACAGGUGCACAGAAAAAGGACGAUUAAGGUCAUCGAUGAUCAAUUUCUCUUUCUUUUCGUAUUUCUUAUCAUUUUAUCACUUAUUUAG
Molecule: messenger RNA, 918 nt
Organism: Adineta ricciae
Lineage: Eukaryota; Metazoa; Rotifera; Eurotatoria; Adinetida; Adinetidae
Source: the annotation of a GenBank genome assembly